Molecule: messenger RNA, 13466 nt
Organism: Pocillopora meandrina
Lineage: Eukaryota; Metazoa; Cnidaria; Anthozoa; Scleractinia; Pocilloporidae
Source: the annotation of a GenBank genome assembly
GAUGUCGAUGAGUGCAGUUUCCGUCCGACGCCCUGUCCAUAUGGAGAAGCUUGCAUAAAUGGCGAAGGAUCCUUCCUCUGUUUGAAUACAACUAAUGACAUAGGUAUUGUUGGGCUAACUAAUAGGCUUUUGUAUCGAAAACCACCAGAUAACUGCUAUAAAAAACGGACCUAUUCUUAUUUCUUAGUAAGUAUUUGAGCUGUAAAAAAUAUUGUUUUGAUUAGUGAUAUAUUUGCAGCUUUUGAUACUUCCUUUUGACAUAUUUUCGCAGCUGUAGGGGCCACGGUUUUCUUGGUAAAUUAACCUUCUAUUCUGGCCAUUCAUGGCACAUUUGGUUCGAGAAGCCUCUAUUUGCUAUAUUAAGCUAAUUCAUUUGGGACCAAUGAAUAUACUGAAUUAAGGUUAAUCACUCGUUCAUGCUCCUUUGGUCCGUGAAAUCUAUGAAGUAAUCAAUCAAGCAUUGCCCUUCUUUUUUGUUAUUGCUGUUUUAGAUGGUUCCUCAUGUGUCUUUGGAUCUCGUGUGAAAAUACUUAACAUAGACAAGAAUGUGAACACCACAACAAAGUUGACAAAAUUGACCCGAUACCUGUUCAACGCAGAAGCGAGCACCAAUUGCCACUCGUUGAGCUUUGAGUGGAAAGUUUCUAAUGUCACCUCUCGGCCAUUUAGUGUCGGAAGAGCGAGUUCCAUCACCAUUGGCUCGGGUACUGACUUGGACGACAUCUCGUCCCUCGAUGUUGGAAUUUAUUUGGUCGAGUUCACUGCUCAUUUUCGAAAGUUUUAUUUUCUUGAUUAUGGCUUCAUAGAAGUCCUCUCUUCUGCACCCGUCGCAUUCAUUGCUGGUGGACCAGAAGUAUCGAGGGAACACAACUCCAACAUAACUCUGGAUGGGUCUCCAUCUCGUGAUUUUGAUAUUGGUAAAGGAUUAUAUAAAGGCUUGACGUUUGAGUGGUCGUGUAAGGGAGAAGAAGAAAUGUUCCAUGAUGAAUCUGAUAGUUCUAACCGAACAGUUAUCGGGAGAGAUGCCGCCAGUAGAGGAUGUUUUGGCAAUGAGGAGCAAAAACUGAAAGAUACUGGUAGAAUAGUUUUUUUGGACACCAGCUCAAUGCAGAUAAACAAAUAUUACGAUAUCAAGUUAACAAUCAAGAAGAGGGAUCUCAGUGGGACCUUUGUACAACGAGUCGAGAUUGUCGAUGGAACACCUCUUUAUGCUGAAAUAGAGUAAGAGUUAUUGUUCCCUAUAUCGAUCGUGUUUGUACAGUGUACGUUAAAAUCCUCUUGUUAAAUGGUCUGAAAACGCUAAGAAUUAUUUUUUCUAUAACAAAAGAUUCUGUCGUAUAGCAUCGUGGGUCUCUUCAUUGCAAGUUCAGCUGAGUGUCUAAGAUAUAUUUCUUUCUUGGGGGGUAACAUUUGCCACAUAUACAUGUUCAUGGAUUUGACAUUGAGGUUAAUUUUUUUUUACCGCAUGAUGAGGAAAGUAUGAAUUUUAAAACUACAAGGGUACCCAAAAAGGGUUCAUAAAACUAAAUAUCAACAAAUAAUUUUCAAAAAUUAUCAAACAAAACUUCUGUUCAUAAUCAAGUUAUAACCAGGACCACAGUUUUUUUUUUUUGCUUUGAUGUUGCACACACAGAAAAAAGGCAAAAAAAGGUUCUUAAACUAAAUAUCAACAACACCUUUCGCAAAUUAUCAAACAAAACUUCUGCUCGUAACUAAGUUAUAACUACUACCACAGUUGAAACUUAAUUUUUUUGCUUUGAUGUUGCACACGCAAAGAAAAAUUCAAGUGUCGUGAAGGCAAAAGGGAACCUUAUUAUGCUCUUAACACUAACCAGAACUUAUGGUAAAGACCGAACCAUUCAUAAAGAGAUUGUUUAUCAGCACUAUCAGACCAACUCAGUCACGUUCAAAAUUUGAUUAGUUAUUCUGAGAAAUGAAUUUUACCAAAAUCUUGGGAGACGUUCUCAAGUCUUCUCAGGUUUGAAUUGAUAUCUGGCCAGUCGCUUUCGAAUUAUGAGAAUGACCUACAUUAUUGGCCUAUAACAUCUUGGAUUUCAGGAAACUUUUUUCAUAUUCAUUUUGUAGUUGUCUCAUGAAUUGUGGAUUGGAGGUCCUACCAAAUGUCAAAGCUACCUUUGUGGCAAACUGCACAAAUUCUCCUUGUUACACAAAAAAAGGUCUGUUGAGCUAUCAUUGGAGAUUAUUCCAAGAGACUAAUGAGGCAUGGUCAGAACUUCACCAAAUGCAAGAAAUCAGAGGAACUAGAGCGAAUUCGAAUUUUUUCACUAUCAAUCCCGAUGCAAUUAUUCCAGGCAGAAAGUAUCGUCUGACCAUCGAUGUAGAAAAUAUGAAUGAUGGUUCCUCCAAAGGCUUUUCUGCGUGGCUUUUUAAAAGCAGCACCAUUCCUUUUGGUGGGUCUUGCACGGCUAGCAAAUCAUCCGGAAUGGCUAUUCAAACCGUCUUCACUCUUAAAUGCGCUAACUGGAACGAUCCAAACACACCACUUCUUUAUGAAUUUCUGGUAACCUUGGCAGAAGGACUCAGUGCCAUUUUGUCUUAUAGUUAUUCCACUGCUACAGAGAUAGUGCUACCUCCCGGUGAAUUCGUGAAAAACUAUUUCUUAACAAUCGAAGCGGUAGUUACAAGCUCCAUUGGUUCUAGUUCUAGCACUUCUUUAACGAUCCAGGUGAGCCGUGAAUUUUAUUGGAGGCAAGUAUAGACACAAGUAUGUUUUUUUGAUAAAAGUUUACAGUUAUGAAAAUCUAUUGGGUCAUGGGGAAAACUCUGUCAUAUCACCCAAACUUUCCGCCGAAAGAUACUCCCUGAUAUUCUUUUUUCAACUUUCAGGUUUUUCCUUGGCCUAUAAUGAGUACAAAAAACGCGUCAGGCGAAAUACUCCAUCUUUUGGAAAAGCACUUUGUCGUCCAUAGUGGUAGAGGAGAUGUUACACGGGCUACCCAGUUGGCCAUUGCUGUUUUAAAAUCCUUAGAGCUACAGAAAGACGGAGUUAUCAAUAUAGAAGAGAGACGCCAGGUAGCGAAUUGGUGACAAGUUUAGUUAAGAAAGUUUAGGAAAACAGAAACGGGUAUUCUUUGUUUCACAGUAAUAUCGCUGUUUAUAAGAACAACGCCAUAACAGCAAAAUUACUUGAAUGAAAGUUAAAGAUUGCUUUCGUUCUCAAACUUUCUUACUGUUUGUACUCGUCUAGAUAGAUACAUAUGCCUUUUCGUUCGAGACUAGAUUACGUGAUAAGAUACCUUUUUCACCAUUCUCCAUUACUAGAUGAUGUAAGAUGAUGUAAGAAGCUCCUAUUCCAGUAAAAUCACUGCUAGGUAAUGGAAAUACAGUCAAAAUUAAAGUGCCAGUCUGUGCUGCAUAUCGGGUAUUUCCUAUUACAUCCACUUGGUAUGAUGUGUGCACGACUUACUUCAUGAGCACUCGAUAUGAAUAAAGUUCUUAUUUUCUAGAUCAAAAGCCUCAUCGUAAAGACCUUGAGCAAGAUAGAUAUCGGAGACCUGAGGAAGCUCAUUCAACUCUCUUCUGUUAUUUCUCUUACGAUGAAUGAUCCAGCAGAGAUUACAGCGGAUACUAUGGUUAGUCUUUCAUCUUAGUCCUAUUUUCACGAUUGUAUUGUUGAUGCAAUGUUUUCCAUUCUUCCAUGUUGCCCCUUCGCAGCUUUAGCCGACAAUUCAUUCAUAUGCCACCCAUAUUGUACUAAGGGCCUUAAAAAUGCACUGAACAUUAUAAUGUCCUGAGUUUUAGAGGUAACUCAUUUCUUUAAGAUAGAAAAGCUGCCUUACACUCCAAUUUCUUUUGACCGGCUAGAAUUGAUGAUCACGUCAAAUAAGAGAGGAGACGUUACGGAAUAGAAUUCCCUUCUGUAGACAGUGUUCUAGGCACCUGGUUUCUCUGAAACAAUAUUCCAAGAAACUUGCGUGUCAUUUGAAUUUUUCUAUGUGAGGAACGAGUUGACACUGCAUGGAACAUGACUCGGAGAUAUGUGGAAAUAAUUUAGUUGCUAUUUGAGAAGGCUUAAGUGAGCCUCUGUGUGCUUGGUUGACUAUCAUUUCUAGGCAGUCAUAGCGAGAAACAGUCUAUUUUACCACAUGAAGCUUUUGACAUUGCCGUUUCCUGCGGAAUGCAGGGGGGAUGUUACUUGUAGGCCCAGGGUUUGGCCAAACUUAAAGGGUUUCGAUUACCUUGGGGCUGGGGGGAGCUCAGCUUUUUCAUUGCUCCUUCGCCCUUAAAUCGACGAAUGAAGUUAAAAUUCACUUUUUCUAUUAUUCGGGCCUAAUGUGCCUUUGAGCUUGGUUGCCAAGACUUAAAAACGGAUGAAGACCCAGUGGACCUUGUUACAAUUGAGCUAAGAAGCUAGUCAGAAUGAUAACAGAGUUAAUGCACAUUAUAAAAACAACAAGGUUUGCAGCACACAGCUGUCAAAUGAUAUCUCCUGGGAACGCCCAAUAUCCAAAACCCAAACCUUUCUCUCGACCGGCAGGAACUUAUAAUGGAGAUGGUGCAGAAGAUGACAAAGUUAUUUGACGAUAUCAGUGCAAGAGGGUAUGCAUUUGAUGUGCCUUAUUCUCGCAUAGCCGAGAAGAAUCUGGUUUACUCCAUAGGAAAACAGCUUCAAGUUUUAUCUAGUGACAAUGGUGUUAUAGAUGGCUCUAGUUCCCUAAACAUAACUGUAAGUAUUAACAAGCACCCGUUCUUUUCUCAAUAGCGUUUUAGUCUCUGACUGAGUAAAUGUUGCGUAAAUUUCUUUACAACUUCUUCAACAUGGACAUGGAACUCUUUGUGCUUUCUCCUAUCCUUAUCCCUCUUUGUUUAUCCUCCUUAAUAGCCCCUAACGAAGAAAGAUUUGAGGGUUAUCUUUGUAAAACCUGAUCAAGGCUUUCGGUUAAAGGAGGCAAACGAAAAAACCGGCGAGAACUGCGAGACGGUUCUCUUUUCUUUCCCUCGACGAACACAUUUUUCUUUCGCGCUAUUUUUGCGAUCAAUUCCUCUUACUCAGAGGAUACAGGCGAUGUGUUGUGGUUUCACUAACCAGACCCAAAUGAAUAAUAAAUAAUCAGCGCUAAAAACUGAAUGUAUAGAUGGUGAAACUUUCAGUCACGGUCCAUUUGAGAGAAAGACUGUUUUACUGAAUGUUUUUCUUGAACGAUAGUUAAUUUACAUUCUGCCUGUCCUUUCAUUCGUUCGUAUGUAUUCGAGGUUGAAGGGUUCAAAAGCGAGAAAAACCAAACCAUUCUGGUAUACUUGUAACUCCACUCCUUUAGUUCUGUGAGAUUAAGGUUAAUUAAAACCUCCACAACCCUUCCAGUUGGUUACAGCUCCGUUAAUGUUUGGUUUUUCAAUAUAGGCUUCUAUGGAAAUUAUGCAUAGAAUGUUGCAGACUGUGGUGAAGAGAAAUGUUGUCGGAGAGGACCCAACUGUAAUAAAAACGGAACCUUUGGAGGUUCUCGUCGCAAGACGUCAUCCAGAACAUGUGGCAGGUUCUGUACUUACCUUAGAAACGUGUCACAUUCAGUUUCCUGAGUCACAAAAUAUGAGAGACACGCUUGCUGACACUGGGGAGUACGUUGACAUAGAGGUAUGAUUAUGUUUAUCAUAUUUGGUUUGCGAUCUGAAAUCUGACUCUAAAAGGUAAUAGUAGGAUGAGCCAUUUGCAAAGCUUAUUAACAGAUAGAAGAGGAGCUUGCAUUCGAUCCAUUCGACGUGCUCAAAAAUUAAAGAAUAUUAGUUCGCUGAUGCGAAAAACUCAAGCUAAAAGCAACAUUGAUCAUUUUUCCGCCUCAGGUAAUUUCGUCGAAAGUCAACUAUUAUAACAGGAGUACCACCUCGUCAUUCAUCACAUCAUAUAUUGUUAAGGUUGAUUUAAGAAGAGAGUCUGGCGAAGUCCUUAAUGUGCGGAACCUUACCACCGACAUACAACUAGGAAUAGAACUCCUCAACGGCAAUGGAAAUUCACCUGAAAAUGACUCUGUCUUUGAUCAUGAAAACAAAUUCUUUAUCAAGUCAGGGAACAUCAAAUAUCACAAAAUUGAAGUGAAUCGCGAACGAACCUCAUACCUCAUAACAAUGGAGUCUUCAGGGAGUUUCGACGUUUUGGUGAAAUACGAUAGCAAGCCAACAACGAAUGAUUUUGAUGCGAAUUUCACUGUCCCAGACUACUCUUCAUGCACGAGAAACUUUAGAAUCGAUGGGGAUGAUGAAGAGUAUAACUGCAGCCGUCAUCCAAAUCAACUGCUUUUGACAAAUGCAGUAAUACAAAAACCUGGAGUUUAUUUUGUAGGGAUCCUUUAUACCCAACACUCUUCCCCUGGUAGCAAUUCCCAUCGUAUGCGGAGGUCUUGUUUUAGCACCAACAGGCAAAAACGGUCAUGUGUCGAGACAAAAGACCCUCCACCCCCUCUGGGAGUUUUAUCAGCUUAUGAUCCGCGCGUUGGCGUGAACUACACACUUGUCUCUGAUGAACUCAGCUGCCGAUUUUGGUCACAUAAAGAACAGAAAUGGCUAACGGAGGGCUGCAAGGUAUGCUGCUUAAAUUUAUUUCAGAUAAAGAGGCUUGCGGUGUGAUUAAAUUUAGAUUGGCCCAACAACGAUGCCGAGCAUUAAACAGUUAGAAAAAUUCAUCAACGUUUUAUUCGUCAAAACUUUGGAAAAAGUAUGCCGAGGACAAAUAAAUCUAACUCUCACGCUACUCUCAGUCCUAAUCUUCUUCGGUAGUUUGGUAUUCGGCUGGUGCUGAGGUGCAACAUGGUAAAGUGUUAUUCAAAAAUGUCCCACCCAAAAUAAGAUUAGAGAGACUCAACCUAACUUAUGUACACUUGAAAUUACUAAAUUGUUUUGAUCAGAGUCAAGCGAGUUAAAUGUUUAUGCAAAGGUCGCAAUUGGUUGCACUGUGACAAUGGAAUGCUUUAUAAUUGAUUAGAAUUUCUGAUACCAAUCAUAAAACGUAGUAAAGAAAAAAAAGAAGCAAUUUUGGAUUACUCUAUACUCUCAACCGAUGACCCUCUGAUGUCUUUGUUAAAGUAACCAUAAUCACUAAAUUGUUAUUCCCUCACGCUCCAGGUCGGACCUCUUUCCAAUAAGCAUCGUCUUCGUUGUCUCUGUAACCACCUUACAUCGUUCGGUGGAGGCCUUUUAGUAGCACCCAACCCAAUUGACAUGGAUACCGUUUUUAAAGAGCUCAGCCGACUUGACGAAACUGAUAACUUUAGCGUCUUGCUUACGAUCAUUCUUACGUUCAUGUUGUAUUGUAUCGCCUUCGUCUUCGCCAAGAGGGCGGAUAGAAGAGAUCUCGCUAAGGUAAGGAUUUAAUCAGUAGCUUUUUCUUCAAAAUCCUCCCCUUUUUUACAGAAUUUCAACACCUUAAGAUAGAAGACAACCACAAUUUCCCAUUUGCACUAAAACUUCAUUCGAAUCUCGGUCUCAAAGUCAAGCUUUAAGCUCUGCUAAUUGGGGAGACAAUAUGUAGGUAAGAAACAGACCUAUCUAUACAACUACAACUCAAAAAGAGAAGACCUGAAUAUGGAUAUAACUUUUAUGACUCGAUCUACAAUUAAAAAUCUAUGGGAUUGUGAAAACUUGAUAAUUAGAGUCUAGAAGAGGAAUAAAUGAGUGGCUGAAACUUAAACUAACUGGCAAGCUCCUUAAGGUCAUGUUUUCUAAUGUUCUUAUUGAUACUACUCAAGGUUGGUGGGGACGUUGUCUGUCCUUAUGUCUAAAUAAAUUUGCAGAGAUUUUGCCAAGCAAUGUUAGCAAAGAAGAAUUCUUUUAAGGGGAAAAAAAUAAUUUUCGCUGUAUAGAACUUCAUGAAAAGGCUGUGCAAGCCGAUCUAUCCUUCCUAACGACGAAAAACUAAUACCCUCCUGCUUCACUUAAUUGAUUGUUGUCUAUUAGAGUUAAAUUGUUGAUGUUCUUUGAUAGCGCACUGUCAAAUUAAGUAGUACAGUAAAGCAACACUGACAGGGGUUAGCCUACGAUUGGAGAUAAGAUAAGAAAAGAUAAGAAUUACUUUAAUGGUAGAUGGUAUGGGUUUCAUCUAUUUCUUAGUCACGUGAAAAUAGAUUGUUCUCCACUUCCCAAAAAACUUUGAGACAGCACGUACAUUUGUAGUCGGGCAGUGUUAUUGUGUUCAAGAGGAAAAUAAGAAUUUACCAAUCCAUUCUUUCAUUUUUUAGCACGGGUCCCGGAUUCUGUUGGAAACAGAGGAGUCCCCUCUCGUCCGCCAAUAUGAGCUCACAAUCAGUACAGGUGUGUGGUCAGAUAGUGGUACAACAGCCGAAGUUACCAUGGUGUUUUACGGUAGCCAUGGCAACAGUAGACCAAUUACUGUGCGUGGGGAUCUUCAUCCUUCUCGGUUGCUACUUUCCCGCGGUAGUGUCAACAAGUACCUUGUCUCACUUCCGGGAUCCCUUGGAACAUUAAGCCACGCUUAUGUUUGGCAUGACAAUUCCGGAGAAAGUCCUUCUUGGUUCCUGGACUACAUUGUUGUUAAAGAACAAGAAACGAGUCAAAAAUGGAAAUUUUUAUGCAAUCAGUGGUUUUCUCCCGAUAAGGACGAUGGAAAAAUUGCUAGAAAGUUGUUGGUCGAAACCACUAACUCAUUUCCUGAAUUUCAAGAGGCAUUCCGCGCGCGCCUGUCUGGUACGCUGUAUGAAAAACAUUUAUGGAUGUCUUUAGUUACUAAACGACCGGGAAGUUCAUUUACACGCACUCAACGCGUCACGUGUUGUUUGUCCGUCAUAUUCAACGCCAUGCUGGCCAAUGCAAUGUUUUUUAACUUGGGCGGUGAACCUACGGAGAGUACAAUCAAACUUGGUCCAUUAAAGAUUUCGAUGAAGCAAAUCACAAUAACAAUUCAAAGCUGCUUGAUAAUAGCUCCUAUCAAUUUCCUCAUUGUUGCCCUCUUCAAAAACUCCAGGUCAAAACUCGACAAGUACUGUUGCAAUCAGUCAAGUGAAAAGGAAGAUCAAGAUUCCGUGGAAGUGGAUGACGAUGGAAACAAGCCCCUGCACCAUAUUUUUCUUUACGUUGCUUGGUUUCUUUGUUUGGCCACUGCCAUAACCUCUGCCACAGUCGUGUUCUUCUACAGUCUUAUGUGGGGUAAAGAGACGGCUGAUAAUUGGCUUUCAUCAAUCCUGAUGUCCAUAACAAUGGACAUCCUUGCGGUUCAACCUGUGCGUCUUGUUAUGCUAGCCGCUACCGCCGCCAUGAUAAUAACCAGAGCAAAUAGAACAAAAGCGAAGCUCUCGUCUAAGAAAAGGUAGCCGUAGAAUCCCCAAUUGCUAAUGCUAUCAGUGUAAGCUUUUCUUGUACAAAAAUGAACUUGGGUUCAUUUAAAGCGAAAUAGCAGUACGACUACAAAGCUGUCGUUUCCAAUACAAGGACACUGAAUUCUUGCACAAUCAAGAGCAGAACUAAGACAAUGCUCACUUACUUUGAUAAAUUUUUCGCGUCUUUUAAGCCGUUGAUCCAUUGGUUCAUGCUCAAAUUUAAUUUGUUGUGAUUUGCUCAUACGAGUUUUUCUCUCAAUCUGGUUUCAGGCCAACACGAUCGAAAACCCUUCUUCCAUGAUCUUUGAAAAAUAUUAUACUUAGAGAUCAUCAGAAAUUUCUAACUUAUUAUUAUAUUGCAGUUGCAUGGCAGUGGAGGACGAUGAACCACCUGACAUUUUUAAGGGUGCCUUACCAGAUGCCAUGAAACUGGAAUGUUACAAAAAGUACAGAGUCAAUGAGAAGAAAACCAUGUCAGCAUUCAAAUCUUUGAUUUCCUUUGUUUCAUUUUUGUUGAUACUUGGUAUUGUGUGUUAUGGAAACCAAGAUUAUCACCAAUAUCUGAUAGGUAGAGAAGUCAAGGCCCUUUUACCACGAAGUGAAAAGGCAAGUUAUUCUUACAAUUAUGAUUUGACAUAUUUUAAUCAUGUAAGAUUAUAUUCAUAUCUAUAACGGAAUUUACAGUUUUCAUGCGACAGAGCUUAAAUUUUUGAAACACUGUAUGGAGCACAUUAAUUCCUGAGGCCUAAAUUUCAAAUUCAUCUGAAAGCAUCACGUAGAAAUCGUUGUCAAGAAAAGACACUGACUACGAAACAUGAAAAAUAUUUUGCAUCGCAGAAAAUACUUUUGUUGGGUACUUCUGUUAUUCUUCUGUUAUUAAAUAAGGAACUCAGCAAUCUUAUGAUCCUAGUUCCCUCGCAACUGAUUUAGUUAAGAACCUCUGUGAUCUGUGGGACCGUCUAUCAAAAACAUGACGCAUUUAGAUAAGAAGGAUCUUGUAAUUAUGAUAAGCAAUUGCGAAUUUGCGUUUAGGUAGUGGAAGUUUUAAAUGCCAUAUAUAUAUGUUAUUCACCAGACGAGAGGUCCGUAUUGGAAAAAACUGUGCCCGAGGUCUUGGAUACGGCCUCGGGCGGUACACGAGACAGAGGGCACAGUUUUUCCCAAUACGAACCGACCGUGGCUGGUGAAUAACAUUUUUAUUUUUUUUUUAAACCUAACAAAUGGUUCUGAAAAGAACCUGAAUGAUAAAGGGCUGUAAUUACGGCAAGAUUCUCCAUAAACGGAACAAUUUAUGAGCGAGUAGAUUGUAGAGAAAACAAGGGCAAUGCAAAUGAAAGAGAGAGGUUUCAUCAAAACAUAUUUAUUUGCGAAAUGGUAUUUAAAGGUGAUUUAAAAGGCUUCCAAGAAAACUUCGAAACAUUUUUUCGGAUACCGCCCGCUGUGAGCGGGCCGGAUGGGGAGAAUACUGCCCGCUCUCGGAAAAAAUCAGAUUGCAAGAUUUGUAAAAUACCGCCCGCUCACGAACUGAGAAAAAAAUAAGGUAAUAUAUUCACAGUUUACCAGUUUACAGUUACAUGUUAAUCAAUAACACUUUAUGGGGGGGGAAUAUUUUUAGGUACAUGAGGCGUUGGGAUUGUGGACGUGGUUGAUUAACAUUUAUGCUCCUGCUAUGUACACAUCCCAUUGGUACAACGGCGAUAAGGACAGCAACGAGAUGUACAUCAGUGACAUGAGCUCUGUUUUGAUUGGCAUGCCAAGGAUCAGACAACUGAGGAUCGUAAGAGGUAAGCGUGGUGUAAAAUAUUAUUUUUCCUCUGCCCCACGUUACUUUCCACUGCUCAUUUGUCAAUCAAGCCAGCUAUUUCAAGGACAACGAGUUACAGUUUUGGUUUUGUUCGUGUUCUUCGAGUUUUUUUAACUUUGGUAGUUUAGUUUUGUUACUCAGUUAGCUUUCCACACAUCUUUUCAUUUAUCGAUGUUUUUUGUGCCUAGGCUUCGGGCUAUAAGUGUAUAGGGCUAUAAGCUUUCCUUUCCAGGAUAAAUAUCACAUGGCAAUGGUGAUAUUAAAACAAUGCACCUUCUUUCUGCUAAGGGCCCUACAUUUGAAAAAUAGAAAAUAAUGUAGAGGAAGCCGAAGUGCUGGAAAUUUGGGGUUGGGAUCUACGUUGUUACUUCUUAGUUUUUCGAAGGGUUCAACCCUAGGAUCUAAGUUUGUUUUCAACGAAAAUUUGCCCUUAAUAUCCUCAUUAAAAAUAACAAUAUCAAGGCCUUCAAAAAUAUGCGCUGUUUCACGGGUUCAACGAUCGUUUUUCAGGUUAUUGAAAGGAGGAUUUCAAUCCAUGUUUUUUUUGUUAUUGCUUUUAGAUAAUUAUUGCGGUCAUGAUUAGCGGCAGCAAAAAAUAAAAUCGCAGAUUCCGUUUGGUCAACGUCAGCAUGUUAUUGAAAGGCGCAUGAAAGUAACUCAGGCAAGUUUGGAUUGCUCUGAUACAAAAUUUGGGUUUUAAGAGGAACAUGUUCAUCAAAACCCGUGAUGAGGAUUAUUUUUUGCAUUUGCUCUCCUAUAAGCGUUGAAUUUACUUCUGUUUGUGCUUAAUGUAGUAACAUUGGUGCAUGUUUUGAUCGACAGUCUCUUGUCCAAAGAUACUCGUGGAAAUCUAUAACGUUACUGAAGUUUGCUAUCCUAACUAUGCCAUUUACUGCGAAGAUAAAACACCAAUGUACCUCCCGAAAUGGAAACUUCCCCCAACUGACGUUUCACGUUCUUCGUUCGAUAUAUUAUGUCCAAAGCCUUGGCUGUAUCAUACCUCAGAAGAAAUAAAUAAUUUACCGAAAGUAACCCCUCGAGGAACAUAUGGAGGAGGUGGUUAUGUUGCCGAUCUAGGCUACGACUUGCAAACAGCAAGAAACGUUAUGAAGAACUUAAAUGAGAACAGCUGGAUCGAUCGGCGAACUCGAGCUGUCGUCUUGGAAUUUAAUAUUUUCAACAGCAACAUGAACAUCCUCGUGGUCGCACAGUACUUCUUCGAAUUCCUGCCAACAGGCGGUGUUUUCAAGUACGUAAGUGUGCAAAUGUUGAACUUGUAUGGAACAGAGACUGGUUUAGUGCAGCUUGUCUUACUAUGUCGUCUUCUUCUCCUGAUCAUGAUCAUUGCCUUCAGUGUAGUACAAGUGGUCAAAAUGUAUCGUCAAAGAAAGUCAUACCUCAAAAAAAUUUGGAACUGGCUUAUUCUUGCUCUCAUCAUUACUUCUAUAACAUCUGUAGUUCUUCACAUCAUUCGCGAGAAGGCCAUGGAAGACAUCAUAAAGGAACUCCAGAAGAACAUUUAUGCCAUGGUCGGCUUCCACAAAUCUUUACGUUUAAUGCACUUUGAAACUGCUGCUCUGUCCAUCGUCAUCUUUCUGGCGACAGUUAAGCUGCUGAGACUCCUACGCUUUAGCAAGCAAACAGUAUUCCUGUCGAUAACAGUUCGAUUUGCUGGAAAAUAUCUGUUGUCCUUCUCGUUCGUUUUCAUUAUCAUUUUCUGUUCGUUUGCCAUGUCUGGUAUGAUGGCAUUUGGAUCUGUUGUGGAGUCCUAUUCCAGUUUCCCCCGUGCUUGUGUGGCUCAGUUUGAAUUCCUACUCGGAAAGGCUAUGCCCACUUUUCAAAUGGCAAAAGUAAACCCUUUUCUUUCCUUUUUGUUUUCCAUCCUUUACAUUUGCACUAUGACUGUCUUUUUCCUCAAUCUUAUCAUCGUCAUUUUGAACUGCGCUUUGGAGGAGGUUAAGGAUAAUCUAGAUUCUGUGGCAGAUGAGCUCGACUUGGCCGAAUUUAUGAUUAAUUAUUUAUUUCGAGGCAUUUCUAAUUUAUUUGGCUGGAAAAAACCCAAGAAACUUUACUGCGAAAGAACGACCUUUGAAGAUGGGUGCGCCUAUGUUAAGAAAUGUCUUACAGAGAUCGAUCAUAGACUGUUGGUAUUGUCAGAGGACACCUUUCCAACAGAACUUUUGCAGAAAGUUCGAAUGGUGUAUACAUCUCCUUGCCAAACACAGUCUAAGUUGGUUAACAGUGAACCAGGUUCUGACAGCAAAACACCGUCCUCUCAACAAGAAGAUGGAGGAAUUAUGAGGCAAGAAGAAACUCUUGACAAUCCCGAAAGAGAAGUUGUAGUGGAAGAGGACUGCAUUCCUUCGAAUUUCACAAUGAAA